Messenger RNA from Staurois parvus, 291 nucleotides. Lineage: Eukaryota; Metazoa; Chordata; Amphibia; Anura; Ranidae. The record is from the annotation of a GenBank genome assembly.
GAGACUGCGGACACAGUACAGGAGAUGACCGGAGACUGCGGACACAGUACAGGAGAUGACCAGAGACUGCGGACACAGUACAGGAGAUGACCAGAGACUGCGGACACAGUACAGGAGAUGACCAGAGACUGCGGACACAGUACAGGAGAUGACCAGAGACUGCAGACACAGUACAGGAGAUGACCAGAGACUGCAGACACAGUACAGGAGAUGUCCAGAGACUGCGGACAUAGUACAGGAGAUGACCAGAGACUGCGGACAGUACAGGAGAUGACCAGAGACUGCGGACAG